Molecule: messenger RNA, 2817 nt
Organism: Plasmodium coatneyi
Lineage: Eukaryota; Apicomplexa; Aconoidasida; Haemosporida; Plasmodiidae
Exons: 1
Coding region: 1-2817 (938 amino acids)
Source: RefSeq, a predicted model, not a curated record
AUGCGUAAAAGAAAACACACACCCCUGUUGGUGGUGUCACUGAUAAUUCUGAUUUGCCUCUUAGAAGGUUCACUCAAAUGUGUGAACUUAACUCCUCGGAGGAGGAAGUCUGCACCGGUUAGCAGCUCCAAACAGGCGCACGCACAGAAGAGCAGAAACAACCGAAGGAAGUGUCCCCAGUUUUACAUUACCCGAUACGGUGUUAUCCCAAAGAGGGAGAAACGAUCUUGCAGGGAGGUGUUCAAAUUAUACAAAGGCUGUGGAACGACAUGCUCCUACGAAUGGGUAGAGAGGGAUGACAACGUGGAGGUAAAGAUAUGUCUUGCCCCGGAUGUCACAUCAGACGACAUUCAGUGCAUAUUAAAAAGUGAUCACUUAUAUGCCAAGCUGAAAAACAAACCACAGAGUCUCAUAGAAGGGAAGUUGAAAGGACAGGUGGACGUAAACCAGUCCACGUGGUUCCUAGAAAAGUACAAAGAAUUCUCCGUUCUUAUGAUUCAUUUGAAGAAGAAACAGGAUAAAGGAAUAAACGAAUGGGUAGGCGUAAUCGAAAAGGAAAAUAUUCUUCACUUGUCAUAUGAUAACGCUUCUUCAGGACACAAUAAUCUUAGCGCAUCGAAACAUGUAAAUGCACAACCGGGGGAGGUCCUCCUUAGACAAGUCUUUCCAAAUGCCAAGGCUGACGACGUGUUCAGCUUCGUCCUCAAAUGGGCCAACACAAAAUCCAAUGGACCAAACGAAUUUGGUAUCCCCAGGAUGAAGCUAAAAACGACAGUCAUAAAUGAUGAACACGAAAUAGAGAUCAUCAUUUCUGGAUAUGACUUAAAAUGGGAAGCGGAAGACAGUCUGGUCAUAAAAUUCAGUUCGCUGGAAAAUGGGGUAGAACUCAUCACCCACAGGGGGAAGGUGGCUAGUGGGGUAAGAGGGCUGCAUGGAAAUAUGGUAAGCUUCUUAGUGAAAGAAUGCGAAAAUGGAAUACUAAAAAAACUGCAACAUGACUUGAAAGGAGUUUUUUAUUUAAACCCCAUGUCGAAAAAAGCAGAGACGCUCAUGCAUGGACACACACCCCAGACGAACUACGACUACGUGUCUGACGGUAAGGUGGGCCCACAACACAUUUCCAUAAAUAGGGAAGAGCCUAUUGAAAAAUCCACACAAAAUAAUAAACUAAACCAGGUAGAUAAUACACAAGGGGGGACAAACACAGAACAGGUAACACAUAUAAAGAAGGACUCCCCACAGGAAGAACUAAUAGUAGAGGAACUGAAGCUACACUCCAAGGUCAACCUAACCUGUGAAGAUAAAUCCAAAGAACCGGCAUUUAUGAAAGACUGGUCGGAGGAGAAAAAAAUCGAAUUUAGAAGAAACUCCGUCCUUCAGUUAAAAAGAAAUUUAGAAAUGUCACAGGAGAAUAAACUCAUCAUGAAGCUGGAGGAUUACGUGAACUAUAUGAAAGUAUCCUUUGACCUCACUGAUGAGGAAGCCAAAUUGGUUUGGAAGAAGGGAAUGGCUAAAUCGGAUGAGCAGAAAAGUAAGGAGCGCUUUUACAGGUUCACGGAGGUGGAAAAGCUCACCGAUAGGAUAGGUUUAGUCGUCCCGGGGGAGGAAACCAACCGAAACGGUGAUAACAUAGGACCGGAAGAAACAUAUACCUACUGUCACGCAGAGAAGAACACCCCCCCCUUCACUGACCUAACCAGGAAGGAAAGCUUCCAUGAGAAGGAAGACAGAACCAUUGAUGCGGAAAACCAAAACAGUAUUAACAGACGCUUCUUCAACUGCCUGGAAGAGGAGUUACUCGACCCAGAAGAUAAACCAAAACUGACCUUAUACGAAAUAUACUGCAAAAGUGACCAAACGGAAAAAGAAAAAAUGAGAGAAAAAUGGAAAAUGAAUGAACUGAGGUUAAAUACGCUAAUUAACGAAUUGGCCUACUCAGAGGAGGAUAUGAUUCCCACGGUUUGUAACAACUACAGGGAUGUGCUCCUGAGUGAUGAGUAUGCCUGCCUCAUGCAAAUCAGGUUGGAAGAAUCCCCCCCGACAAAUGAACAAGAGAAGAGAAUACUCAAAAUAAUUAACUCCUUCGCAUUAAGUCUCUACGACGAUAUAAAAAUUGUAAUGGAACAUGAGGAGAAGGAACACUUAAAAAAAAUCCAACUCAUUUGUGAAAAAGCUGUAAACGAUGAGAAAGGGCUGAACGAUUUUAUCGAGUCCAUGAAGCCACUCUUAGACUACUCUUUCCUUGGAUACAUAAAGCACGCCAUACGGAUGGAAAAGAGGAAAAUAAAAAUGGAAAACAAGGACUUCAGAGAGCAGCCCUCCGAUUGGCUUAUCAUCCUCAUGAUUAUCCAGAAGGGAAUUUAUUCUAUUUUAGAAAAGGACAUAUGGGAAGACGUCAUCCACAUCACUACCAUCAUCUGCCAGGAACAACCCAGUGUGCGUAAGACCAUGCUAACGACUAUGGUUGCCUCCAUGCCCAAGGCCGAUUGGAUCUUUUUCAAGGACGUUAUUAAAACUAUAUACAAAUGUGUACAGGAAAGAAAAAUUACGGCUAACCAUUUUCCUGACUUCCCCCAUAUCCCGGAAGCCAUCUUCCAACUCAAUUACGACAUUGAAAGGAUUUUACCUGACUGGUUCAUAAAACAAAUGCUCGACGAGUAUGAUAAGUCCGUUGUGGAACUAAUGAAAUCCAGGAAGCCUCUCUUUUGGAAGAUGAAGGAGACCAACUGGGACAAGAAGUUCGUGCAGGACUUCAAGCAGCUGCAGGUGCAGCAGUUCCGUCAGUACGAGCGGCACGCCGGUGGGGGCACCAUGUAG